GAAUCCAUUAUAGAAGAGGUGUCCAUUCCUGGUUCUUUUUAUGAGCUCCUCCUGUUUUGGAUUGGCUUUAUAAGAUUGCUCAACUGCUUAAGCCCCUUUACGACACUGAACUUGGUAGUGAGAAAUGGAGCAUCAGAAGGUGAUGGAGAGAGAAAACAACAAAGGGGGUGUUUCUAGUUCAUCCUACGAUGGAGAUGACGUCAAUGAUAUGGUAAGGGAUAUGAUGGAGAUCAUUGAGACCGUUGGAUCCUAUUCUGGGUAUAGGAGAACACAGAGAAAAGAAUGCUUAAACUUAGUGAGGAGAUUGAAGCUGUUGGCACCCCUUUGGGAGGAGAUAAAGGAGAAUGUGAAGUUGGUUUCAAGUGAGAAUUUGAAUUGCUUGGUUAAUUUGAAGAAGGCACUUCUUAGUGCCAAGAAGUUGCUCAAGAAAUGCAGCUGUGGAAGCAAGAUUUAUCUAGCUUUAGAGAUUGAUGCAGUAAUGGCUAGAUUUCAUGCUGUAUAUGACAAAUUAAAUCGGGCUAUGGAUGCUAUGCCUUAUGAUGAGUUUGGGAUCUCAGUUGAAGUGAAAGAACAAGUUGAGCUAAUGCAUAUGCAACUCAAAAGAGCCAAAAGGCGAACCGACACGCAGGAUAUAGAACUCGCAAUGGACAUAAUGGUUGUAUUCUCUGAAAAGGAUGACAGAAAUGUAGAUAUUGCAAUACUAGAAAGACUGGCCAACAAGCUAGAACUACGUAAUAUUCCAGACUUGAAAGCAGAAACGGUAGCUGUUAGAAAACUAAUCACUGGGAAGGAUGUUCGGAAUGCUGAAAGUAUCUGUCAAAUAACAAAUCUGCUUGGAAAACUCAAACGGAUUGCUGGGGUUGAUGAAACCAUUGAGCUUGAUGGCCCUAUCUCUUCGAAAAUUCUUCAGAGGAACCAAUCGUUGCUGAUUCCUCAUGAAUUCCUUUGUCCAAUUACUCUGGAGAUCAUGGUGGAUCCUGUUAUUGUGGCAACAGGACAGACUUAUGAAAGAGAAAGCAUACAGAAGUGGCUAAACUCUAAUCAUCGGACUUGUCCGAAGACUGGACAAACUUUGGAUCACUUGUCUUUAGCACCCAAUUUUGCACUCAGGAACCUUAUUUUACAAUGGUGUGGAAAAAAUAAUUUUGAACUGCCUAGAAGGGACGCUUGUGUGGGAUGUGAUGGAUCAAAUGCUGAACUUGUAGAGCAAAUCUCUUGUUUGGUUCAAAAUCUGUCCUGCACUGAGCUUGAUGUACAGAGAGAGGCUAUUGCGAAGAUCCGAAUGCUCUCUAAAGAGAAUCCAGAGAAUAGAAUUUUGAUUGGCAACAUUGGAGCAAUCCCACCAUUAGUUCAUCUCUUGUCCCAUCAGGAUUCUGUUGUUCAAGAACAAACUGUGACUGCACUUUUGAAUCUGUCAAUUGAUGAAGCAAACAAAAGAAUCAUAGCAAGAGAAGGAGCCAUUCCUGCUAUAAUAGAAAUCUUGCAAAGUGGAACAGAAGAGGCCAAAGAGAACUCUGCUGCAGCUUUGUUUAGCUUGUCGAUGCUUGAUGAGAACAAAGUACUGGUGGGGACUUUGAAUGGAAUCCCUCCUUUGAUAAAUCUUUUGCAAAAUGGGACAAUCAGAGGUAAAAAGGAUGCUGCAACUGCACUCUUCAACUUAUCUUUGAACCAAACCAACAAGUUCAGGGCAAUUAAGGCUGGUGUAAUACCACCAUUGCUUCAUUUGCUGGACGAUAAAAAUAUAGGCAUGAUCGAUGAAGCCCUUUCGAUCUUGUUGCUCCUUUCAUCACAUCCUGAAGGAAGGAAUGAAAUUGGGAAGCUUUCUUUCAUAAGAACACUUGUUGAAAUCAUCAGAAGCGGAACUCCUAAGAACAAGGAGUGCGCCACAUCUGUUCUUCUCGAGUUGGGGCUAAAUAAUUCGUCUUUUAUUUUGGCUGCACUACAAUAUGGUGUUUAUGAAGAUCUGGUAGAAAUUGCAAGAUGUGGAACUAACAGAGCUCAAAGAAAAGCAAAUUCUCUUUUGCAGCACAUGAGUAAGUGUGAACAUAUUCCUUAGAACUUCUACAAACUGUUGAUAAUAUUCUACACAUGAUGAUGGCUUUAGAUCAUGGAUCCAUUUAAAAAACAGUAAAUAUGUAUAUAUUUUUUUUAUUAUAUUCCUUAUUGGAUUUUCACGAUCUUUUAUCA
Messenger RNA from Manihot esculenta (cassava), 2187 nucleotides. Its product is annotated as U-box domain-containing protein 15. The transcript has 4 exons. The record is from RefSeq and is a predicted model, not a curated record. Gene Ontology annotation, molecular function: protein binding; ubiquitin-protein transferase activity. Gene Ontology annotation, cellular component: cytoplasm; nucleus. The coding region runs from base 125 to 2056 and encodes 643 amino acids. Gene Ontology annotation, biological process: protein ubiquitination; cell surface receptor signaling pathway. NCBI's taxonomy places the organism in Eukaryota, Viridiplantae, Streptophyta, Magnoliopsida, Malpighiales, Euphorbiaceae.